Messenger RNA from Cryptomeria japonica (Japanese cedar), 1400 nucleotides. RefSeq lists its product as uncharacterized. Lineage: Eukaryota; Viridiplantae; Streptophyta; Pinopsida; Cupressales; Cupressaceae. Gene Ontology annotation, molecular function: protein binding. Bases 162 to 905 code for a protein of 247 amino acids. The transcript has 2 exons. The record is from RefSeq and is a predicted model, not a curated record.
GGAUAUAUUUAUGUAGCCCCGGGGGCUUUUAUUCUUUACAAGUUACGCUGCAAAUCGGGCCAGAUAAUGAUUUCAAAUGAAACAAAUUGUCAUUUCUUAACUUGGGGAACCUGAACAAAAUUUCAUUGCGGCGUGGAGCGGUUGGGAUUUUCGAUUGAGCAAUGAUAAUGAUAUCCGCAUCUCGCCUUCAUUCUUUUAGGGGAAGCUUUCACUCUCCUGCUUGUUUAACAAGUUCAUCCAAUACACGCUUAAAUAAUACUCCAUUUUCCCCGCGUUCUUCCCGACGACAUGUUUUCAAAGGAAUGCUUUCUACUCCUACAUUAUAUUCAGUUCCCAGGAAUAAGCUUCACUGCCAAUUGUAUGCCCGAUGCUUCAAAGAUUUGGGAAGAGACAUAGGUCCUACAGGAAUUGAGAAUCUAAUAUUUGAUGAGCAGUCUUUGGAGAUAGAGCUCAAAAAGGCCAUUGAGGCUGAGAACUAUACACAAGCUGCAAAACUCCGCGAUCAGCUGCGUAUGCUGCAGGAAGAUAACAGAGCAGGUAUUCUUUCAGCUAAUGCAAGGUUUUAUAAAGCAUUUGAAAAGGGUGACUUGAGUGCCAUGCGGAGGAUUUGGUCCAAGGGGGAGGAUGUUCACUGUAUCCAUCCUGGAGCUGGCUGUAUUUCUGGCUAUGAUCUUGUAAUGCAAAGCUGGGAAUUGACUCUGGGUCCUGAACUAGAUCUUCCUCUUCAAAUUGAUAUACAAAAUGUGGAAGUACACAUUAAAGGAAACCUUGGUUUUCUUACCUGUAUGGAGCUUGUUCGAACUAGUGGUGAUAACUGGGGCAAACAAGUGGCUACAAAUAUUUUUGAAAAGGUGGAUAGAAACUGGUACAUUUGUCUUCAUCAUGCGUCACAUAUUGCCCCAUAAAAUUGCAAUAAGCUUUUUUACACUUAAGGUUUGUCAAUCUUCAAAUGUUUUUGAGAAGAUGCAUGGAAAUUUGUACACCUGCUCUUGUCAUGCUUCAUAGAUUGGCUGCUAAAAUAUUCCACGUUAUGUAUUGUUAUGGCUGGAUGUUGGGUGUCGAUUAUUGGUCAUUCUUCCCAUUCAUAAUUUUGUCAUUCGUCACUAGUAUUUGUAUUGUGAUUAGUUAUUUCAUGAGAAAAUAACACUAAAGUUAGCGUUUGGAACUAACCACAGUAGCAUGGUCAAUAGAACAACUUAUGUAUAAAUGUACAGAAACUUCUGUGUGCAUAUAAUUUUUGGCAUCUUUCUUUUUAUAUUUGUUUUAGGAACAAUUAUUUCUACAAUUAUGGCUAUCAAGUAGAAAGAUCAUUGUCAUUCCUUGUAUCCAUGGACUUGCUUUAAAGGGUAUAUAUUAGAAUAAUCUAUUCCCUUGAUGGAAAUAACAGAGAGAACUUUAAC